AUGGCGGAUCGGAUUAAAGGUCCAUGGAGUCCUGAAGAAGACGAGCAACUACGUAGGCUUGUGGUUAAAUACGGUCCAAGAAAUUGGACGGUUAUUAGCAAAUCGAUUCCCGGUAGAUCGGGAAAAUCGUGUCGGUUACGUUGGUGUAACCAGCUUUCGCCGCAGGUUGAGCACCGACCGUUUUCGUCGGAGGAAGACGAGACAAUCGCACGUGCUCACGCGCAGUUCGGUAAUAAAUGGGCUACGAUUGCUCGUCUUCUCAACGGUCGUACGGACAACGCCGUGAAGAAUCACUGGAACUCGACGCUUAAGAGGAAAUGCGGUGGUUACGACCAUCGUUACGAUGUUUCGGCGACGGAGGAUCAUCAUCAUCGGCCGAUGAAGAGAUCGGUUAGCGAUGGAUCUCCUCCUGUUGUUACUGGGCUUUAUAUGAGCCCAGGAAGCCCAACUGGAUCUGACGUCAGCGAUUCGAGUACAAUACCGGUUUUACCCUCCGUCGAGCUUUUCAAGCCUGUGCCACGUGCCGGUGCUGUGGUUUUGCCGCCACCGCCGCCGGUGACCCCGACGGCGACUAUCGAGACGUCGUCGUCUUCCGAUGACCCACCGACUUCGUUGAGCUUGUCGCUUCCUGGUGCUGACGUAAGCGAGGAGUCAAACCGUAGUCACGAGUCAACGAAUAACAACAACUCUUCGAGCCGGAAGAACAACAAUACGUUGUCGUUUAUGCCGUUUUCUGUUGGGUUCCGAGGUGCGAUUGAGGAUAUGGGGAAAUCGUUUCCCGUUAACGGCGGUGAGUUUAUGGCGGUGGUUCAAGAGAUGAUUAAGGCGGAGGUUAGGAGUUACAUGGCGGAGAUGCAGAGAAACAACAAUGGUGGUGCAUUCGUUGGAGGAUUCAGGGAACAUGGAAUGAUUCCGGUGAGUCAAAUUGGAGUUGGGAGGAUCGAGUAG
Arabis nemorensis is the source of this 948-nucleotide messenger RNA. The record is from the annotation of a GenBank genome assembly. NCBI's taxonomy places the organism in Eukaryota, Viridiplantae, Streptophyta, Magnoliopsida, Brassicales, Brassicaceae.